This is a messenger RNA of Didymella exigua CBS 183.55, 994 nucleotides long. Its product is annotated as alpha/beta-hydrolase. The record is from RefSeq and is a predicted model, not a curated record. Gene Ontology annotation, molecular function: hydrolase activity. Bases 193 to 972 code for a protein of 259 amino acids. NCBI's taxonomy places the organism in Eukaryota, Fungi, Ascomycota, Dothideomycetes, Pleosporales, Didymellaceae. The transcript has 4 exons.
AUAUCUUCGGCUGCUUACAUGCAGCGGCCCCACGGUGGGGCAGCAGCCCGAGCUGCGCAAGCCACGUCAAGCUCUCCCAUAGUGAGUAUUUAGUCAGUGCUCACACUCUUACUGUAUUAUCCAGUACCUCACACAAGUCGUUCUGUUCCAUUCUCACUACUCGCCACGCGAUACAGAAUUUGAUACUCCAACAUGGCUUCCUAUCCAGCACAGAAGUGCUGUGCAAUUGGCGUAAAGCACGAGGGCACACCUAAGGGAGAAAUCAAGACCUUUGGCGACAUCCGCGCAUACGAGAUCUAUCCUGAAGAUCGCAGCACCCAAAAUGCCGUCCUGAUCAUGACCGAUGUGCUCGGCUUCGGGUUCACGAACGUACAACUCAUCGCCGACCAAUUCGCAGCAAACGGCUACUACACUAUUAUCCCCGACGUCUUCCGCGGCAACGAGAUCCCCUUCCCCAUGCCAGAGGACUUUGACUUCCCUUCCUGGAGAGCGAACAAAAUGCCACGCGAGGGCGACGUCGACCCUAUCUAUGCCUCCAUCAUCAAGUAUCUGCGUGGCGAGCUGGGUGUAAAGAGGCUCGGCGGCGUGGGCUACUGUUUCGGGGGCAAGUACGUCUGCAGGUGGCUCAAGCCGGGCGGCUUGGACGCAGCAUUCACCGCGCACCCGAGUUUCGUCGAAGUGGAGGAGUUGAAGGGCAUCCAGGGCCCGUUGAGUAUUGCUGCUGCUGAAACGGAUCACAUCUUCCCCGCUGAAAAGCGACGCCAGACAGAGGAUAUUCUCAAGGAUAUGAGUGUGCCAUACCAAAUGAAUCUAUACUCUGAUGUCGAACACGGCUUUGGUGUCAAGGGCGAUUUGGCAAAUCAGAGGGGUAGGUUUGCGAAGGAACAGGCGUUUUUGCAGGCGGUGUUUUGGUUCGAUGAGUUCGUCAAGAAGGAAACUCAUGAUACACCGGUGCCGAAACCUGGUCUAUAGAUACGUCGUUGGCACUGGAUCG